This is a messenger RNA of Quercus lobata, 1257 nucleotides long. RefSeq names its product protein SRG1-like. Bases 3 to 1163 code for a protein of 386 amino acids. NCBI's taxonomy places the organism in Eukaryota, Viridiplantae, Streptophyta, Magnoliopsida, Fagales, Fagaceae. The record is from RefSeq and is a predicted model, not a curated record. The transcript is spliced from 4 exons.
UCAUGUGCUUAUCCUUAGAGAUAACAUCAACCAAGACUCUGUGUAAGUGUUCCUUAGUUGUAUGUAUGUAUAUGGCUGCUUCCAGCAGAGACAUGGCUGAAUCUCCCACUCCUAAUAAGGCUACCAAGGAAGAUUUACUAUCAAAAAGUGUCCAAGAACUGGUCAUCAAUGAUGGACAGCCACCAGAUAAUUAUGUUUAUAAAAACAGUACAGGAGGAGUGGCUGAUGUUCAUACUCCUCUGAAUGAAAUUCCAGUCAUAGACCUUGGUAUCCUCCAAUCUUCGGCAACCACAGUAGCAGAAGAGCUAGAGAAGCUUCGGUCUGCACUCAGUUCAUGGGGUUGCUUUCAGGCAAUAAAUCAUGGAAUAACAAGUUCAUUUCUAGACAAAGUCCAUGAAGUUACCAAGCAAUUCUUUUCACUUCCAAUGGAGGAGAAGCGUAAAUACUCCAGAGAAGCCAGCAAAAUUGAAGGUUAUGGAAAUGAUAUUAUCUUUUCAGACCACCAAAUACUUGAUUGGACUGACCGAUUGUAUCUCAUGGUUAACCCAGAAGACCAACGAAAGUUCACAUUUUGGCCUAAAAAUCCCACAGAUUUCAGGGAUAUUUUACUCAAGUAUGCCAUGGAGUUGAGCCUCAUAACUGAAGUCAUCCUCAAAGCCAUGGCUAAGUUACUAAAUUUGGAGGAUACCUGCUUUUUGGAGCAGAUGGGAGAACAACCAACAAUGAUUGCAAGAUUCAACUUAUAUCCUCCAUGUCCAAGGCCUGAUCUUGUUCUUGGCCUUAAACCACAUGCAGAUGGAUCAGCAAUCACAUUUGUUUUGCAAGACAAAGAGGUGGAAGGCCUCCAAUUCCUGAAAGACAACCAGUGGAUCAGAGUUCCAGUCAUUCCUCAGGCUCUUCUUAUAAAUAUAGGUGAUCAAGCAGAGAUAAUGAGUAAUGGAAUAUUCAAGAGCCCAGUGCACAGAGUAGUGACAAAUUCAGAAAGGGAGAGGAUUUCGUUGGCAGUGUUCAGUUCUCCAGACUCUGAUAAAGAGAUUGAACCAAUAGGCAGGCUGUUCAAUGACUCAAGGCCGAGACUAUACAAAAAGGUGAAGAAUUAUGUUGAUACUUAUUUCCAGUACUACCAGCAGGGAAAGAGACCAAUUGAUGCAGUGAGAUACUAGUUUUUGUACCUUUGUCUCUUGUGGAUUGUAUUAGUAAAGAUCCGUUCGUCCAUUUAAAUAUUAAUGAUUGAAUAAAUGGAUAUAUUUCUAAUUA